Messenger RNA from Alligator sinensis (Chinese alligator), 474 nucleotides. RefSeq names its product antigen WC1.1-like. The transcript is spliced from 5 exons. NCBI's taxonomy places the organism in Eukaryota, Metazoa, Chordata, Crocodylia, Alligatoridae. Bases 1 to 474 code for a protein of 157 amino acids. The record is from RefSeq and is a predicted model, not a curated record.
AUGACAACUUCCCCAAAGGGAACAGAUCCACCUCCAACAGACAGUGGGGGAGACAUGGUGCCCAUUGUCAUCUGCAUUAUUCUGGGGGUCCUUCUCUGCUUGGUCCUUAUCGUUGUGGCUGGGCAGGUGCAAAAAGGCAGAGCACAGCAGAAAGCAUCCAGAAAAUUUAUGAAGCCCUUCUCUGAGGCUGUGUAUGAAGAGAUUGACUACAGCCCAAUGAAGGAGAAGGGACAAUCAUCAGUUAAGUCAGAAGCCUCUAUACUGCCCAGAGACACCACCAGUGAUGGUUAUGAUGAUGCUGGAGAAAUUUCUGAUCCAGAACACAGUUCUUCUUUUCACCAGAAUGAUGAGGAAGUCAGUGAAGCCCCAGAGGGAAGUGAUGGGACAAGGGAUUCACAGACAGGACGCAAGGGUGGCAUGAUGGAUCGUGUGCUGCAUGACAGUGUAGAAGUGGUGGUGGUGAUGGAUGGUUGA